Messenger RNA from Angiostrongylus costaricensis, 1125 nucleotides. The record is from the annotation of a GenBank genome assembly. Lineage: Eukaryota; Metazoa; Nematoda; Chromadorea; Rhabditida; Metastrongylidae.
AUAAAAUUUUUUUUACCUACACGAGAAAUGAACAUUUCAGAUUUACAGUAUAAUUAUUUAGUGCUUCUCAAAUACGUGGUACCACCAUUGAUGUUGUUGUGUUUGAUGGGUAAUCUGCUAAACCUACUCAUCUACAGUCUGUCGUAUUUUGAUGGUAGUAGUUCGGUGCAUUUUUUACGUGCGAAAGCAAUGUUCAAUAUGAUUUUCGUUUGGUCUCGUCUUCUUGAGGUAAUCCACGCGUGGACUGAACCAGCACAGCAAUGGUUGGAACCGUUAUUUUGGCAUUCGCGUUCCUACAUUAUGACUAUAUCAAACAUAAGUGGAACAAUGUCAACAUGGCUUACCCUUAUGGUGACCGUUGAAACUGUGAUGUGCGUAUUGAUGCCCUUUCUAUUUCGUCAGUAUUGCACUAAAAGGACAACGUGGUUUUUUUUAUUAGUCACUCUGUCGUUGUCUACCCUUUUACAUUCGACAUUGGUAUUCACAACUGAAAUCGCAAUGCAUCCACUAGCUAUUACAGAACAUACACUGGGAAAGGUGAACUCGACGUGCUGGUAUGUUCAGAACAUGUAUGUGUUCAUGAUCCGUAGUAAUAGCGCUUAUGACGUGAUCCAGAAGAUCUACUAUUGGAUACAAACUGCAUUCGCCAUUAUCAUCCCGACGAUUGCCAUGCUCGUUUGUUCGAUUCUCAUCGUGAACCAAUUCACAUUCAAGGAGCUUGGUGAAGCAUUUUCACAACGGAGAAAAUGUGUUAUACGAAUGACGGUGGCCACCACUGUCUCUCAUCUGCUACUCGAGGGUCCGGCUACGUUAACGCAUGCAGCCGUGGCGUUAAAGGUAAUUAUUGGAAUUUAUAAACAUCAUUACAUGAUGUGCGUUUUGAAUAAUGCUAUCAAUAUCCUCUCAAUCGUUAACGCGACUAUACCAUUCUUUGUAUUUCUCUUGUGUAACGAGCAAUUUCGACACAUGACAGCCAUGUAUUUACGAGCACACAUGCAAACGAAUAGCGCUCGAAAGAAAACGUAUCUCUCUCAAGCUGGAAUGAGAUGUUCACAAGUGUCAAGAAUGGAAACGGAGCGGUCAUUCAUUGAGAGGCGAUUGCAUCCCAAUUCGUCUAAUCUCUAA